Messenger RNA from Saccharomyces paradoxus, 534 nucleotides. RefSeq names its product 3-hydroxyanthranilate 3,4-dioxygenase (gene BNA1). Gene Ontology annotation, biological process: quinolinate metabolic process; 'de novo' NAD+ biosynthetic process from L-tryptophan. The record is from RefSeq and is a predicted model, not a curated record. The transcript has a single exon. Gene Ontology annotation, cellular component: cytoplasm. The coding region runs from base 1 to 534 and encodes 177 amino acids. Gene Ontology annotation, molecular function: 3-hydroxyanthranilate 3,4-dioxygenase activity; iron ion binding. Lineage: Eukaryota; Fungi; Ascomycota; Saccharomycetes; Saccharomycetales; Saccharomycetaceae.
AUGUUUAACACUACACCAAUAAAUAUUGACAAAUGGUUGAAGGAGAAUGAAGGUCUCUUGAAACCACCGGUGAAUAAUUAUUGCUUACAUAAAGGGGGGUUCACUGUGAUGAUUGUUGGUGGGCCCAAUGAAAGAACCGACUAUCACAUCAAUCCAACCCCAGAAUGGUUUUAUCAAAAAAAAGGGUCUAUGCUUUUGAAAGUUGUGGAUGAGACCGACGCUGAACCAAAGUUCAUUGAUAUUACCAUCAAUGAGGGCGAUUCAUAUUUAUUGCCAGGAAAUGUUCCUCACAGUCCUGUCCGGUUUGCUGAUACUGUGGGUAUUGUUGUGGAACAAGAUAGGCCUGGAGGAGAAAACGAUAAGAUAAGAUGGUACUGUUCACACUGUAGCCAAGUAGUCCAUGAAAGUGAACUGCAAAUGUUAGACUUGGGCACCCAGGUGAAAGAAGCCAUUUUAGACUUUGAAAAUGACGUCGAAAAAAGAACGUGUUUCCAUUGCAAGACAUUAAAUUAUGCACGCCCUCAAUCUCAUUAA